Messenger RNA from Mytilus trossulus (common blue mussel), 679 nucleotides. RefSeq lists its product as uncharacterized. NCBI's taxonomy places the organism in Eukaryota, Metazoa, Mollusca, Bivalvia, Mytilida, Mytilidae. The record is from RefSeq and is a predicted model, not a curated record. The transcript has 2 exons. The coding region runs from base 53 to 529 and encodes 158 amino acids.
CCCUGAGGCACUACUUAAUACCAUAUGGUUAAAUAAUACUUUGCACUUUGGUAUGAGGGGAAGGAAGGAGCAUACUGACAUGUUAUUUGGAGACAUAAAAAUGAUGACAACAGCAAGUGGAGAGCAAUAUUUGGAAUACAAUGAAAGGCUGACUAAAACCAGGACCGGACACAGUGACAGUAGAGCAUUUGCACCUAAAAUGUUUGCAACACCAGAUAAUCCACGCUGUCCAGUGAAUGCAUUCAAGCAAUAUAUUCGUCGCCGCCCUGAAGAUACUCUGACUCCAGACAGUCGCUUUUAUCUAAGUAUUAAAAGGAUGGUACAACCUGAUGCCAGUGAAAAUGCUAAACAAACAUGGUUUACCAUGCAGCCAUUGGGUAAAAAUACUCUAGGAGAUUUAGCUAAAAAAAUGUCUAUGAAAGGUGGUCUUACAGGGAGAAAGGUUAACCAUAGUGUUCGCAAAACUACAGUGUCCUCACUUCUUCUUCUUUGUGGAGGCUACUACCGUCAUGCAGUUGACAGGCCAUAAGAAUGUUGCUUCCGUCAAUGAGUAUAGUUCAGCAUCAUUACAGCAACAGCAAACUAUGUCAAAUAUCUUAUCCGAUAUUGGUUCAGGAAGCCGGGGAUUAAUACCACAAGAACCAACUCCAAACACUAGCAUUGAAGCCAAAUCUGAAAA